Fulvia fulva is the source of this 2013-nucleotide messenger RNA. RefSeq names its product Transcription initiation factor TFIID subunit 12. Gene Ontology annotation, cellular component: transcription factor TFIID complex; SAGA complex; SLIK (SAGA-like) complex. The transcript has a single exon. The record is from RefSeq and is a predicted model, not a curated record. Gene Ontology annotation, molecular function: protein heterodimerization activity; DNA binding; TBP-class protein binding. Gene Ontology annotation, biological process: RNA polymerase II preinitiation complex assembly; DNA-templated transcription initiation. Lineage: Eukaryota; Fungi; Ascomycota; Dothideomycetes; Mycosphaerellales; Mycosphaerellaceae. Bases 1 to 2013 code for a protein of 670 amino acids.
AUGGCAGCCCCCAACCAGCAACAGCAACAGCAACAGCAACAGCAACAGCAACAGCAACAGCAACAGCAACAGCAGGCGCCUCCGAUCCAGGUGCCAAUGAUCAAGCCCAACCAGAUCGACGCCCUGCCCAACCUCACCGAUCAAGUCAAGACCCAGUACAAGCAAGGCCUGGCCUCACUUUGGCACAUCGUUGAGAACAAUGCUCCGGAGAGCAGGGAGAGGCAAGACGCCGAGGGCAAGAUCCGCGUUGCCAGUCAGAAGCUCAUGGCGCAGCUCCGAGGACAACGACCAGGCUCAGCUGCAGGCCAACAAAGACCUCACCCGCCGCAGCAACAGCAGCAGCCAGGAGGGGGCCAACAACAGCAAGGCCAGCCGCAGCAACAACCGCAGAUGAACUUCCAACAGCAACAACAGCAGGCAAUGCAGAACGUCCAAGCGAGAGCUGCUGUACAGCUGAAGCCAGCUGGCCAGCAAGGCCAACAGCCAAAUCCUCAACAGCAGCAGAAUGCCCAAGCGGCGCAGCAGAAGAUCAAGAAUGAGCUGGAUUCCACGAACAUAGUCCAUCCACAGGGAAUGUCAGAUCAGCAGUUCCAGAUGCUGAAGGACCAGUGGCGGAGGAUGGGCGUGAAUCUCUUGCAGAACAGAGAGAAUAUAAUGACUCGAGCUCGUCCGAUCAUUACCCAGGUGGCGACAAUGCAGAAGAGUAAUCAGCCUGUGCCGGAGAGCAUGCAGCAAGGAUAUAUGACCGCCAAGGAGGCUCUUGAUGCCGCGAAUAGCAAGUGGAUGCGCUGGAAGCAACUCGCCGAGCAAGGCAAUAUUGCUGGUGUCCAGCAGCACAUUAAUAACGCCAACAACGCGAAUUCCGCGCGACCUGUCACGCAACAGGGACAACAAGCUCACAACGGUCCGCCGCAACAGCCGCAACUCCAGCAGCCACCAAAUGAUGUAAAACCAGUGAAUGCGGCCAAUUCACCUUCUCCGCCGCAAGUUCAAGGAAGUUUCCAGCAGACGCCACAAGGAAACCAGAACCAACAACACGCGCCUUCACAACAAAACAUGGCGCAGCAGCAGCCCGCACAGCCUCAACUUCAGCAGCAACAGCGGACGCCCCAAUCUGCUGCGCAACCGCCAAACUUCCCGCCAAACAUGCAGCAACCUCCCAACCAGCAACCUCGACCACAGAUCAACACCAACGCCCAGCACAUGCAGACGCCCACCCAAGUCGGACAGCAGCAGCAAGGUACCCCAGCUUCCGCUAUGCCAAACAGUGCUUCUCAAGCGCCUCAGCGUCCUCAAGCGCUUACACACAAUCAAGCCAUGUCGCAGGCUGCAGAUGCAGCGCGACAGAAUCAAGUGCAAGGCCAGCAGGUGCCGCAGCAGAUGCCAAACGGCCUGCCCUUCAACCCUCAGCCGCAAUCCGCCACUCAACAGAACACCCCCACGGGUAGCUAUCCUAAUCUCCAACCAACUCAGGGUAACAGCACCAACACCAAGUUUCCGAUCCCGAAAACCCUUGCCCUCGACCCACGCGCACAGCAACCCGUCCCAGGGCCUCCAUCUCGACCUACGUUGGCCACUCCCGGCAUGAUGUAUCAACCAGGAAUCCAGCGCGCGCCACCAUACACGCUCGAGGGAGAGGGCGAUCGCGUCCUUAGCAAGCGCAAGCUCGACGAACUCGUCCGCCAGGUCACUGGCGCUGCACCACCUUCCAUCAACGAGAGCGAGUCGUCCUCUGUCCUCUCUCCCGAGGUCGAAGAGUCCAUGCUCCAAGUCGCGGACAACUUCGUCGACGACGUCAUCACCUCAGCAUGCCGCCUGGCCAAGCUUCGUUCUAACCAGACUCUCGACAUUCGCGACAUUCAGAUGGUGCUUGAGCGCAACUACGGCAUUCGCAUUCCUGGCUACAGUCUCGACGAGACCCGAAUCGUGCGCAAGUUCCAGCCGGCGCCGGGCUGGCAUAGCAAGAUGCAGGCAGUGCAGGCUGGUAAGGUAAUGAACAACCGCGACCAGUAA